Messenger RNA from Pan troglodytes (chimpanzee), 1110 nucleotides. RefSeq names its product zinc finger protein 42 homolog. The record is from RefSeq and is a predicted model, not a curated record. NCBI's taxonomy places the organism in Eukaryota, Metazoa, Chordata, Mammalia, Primates, Hominidae. Bases 92 to 1024 code for a protein of 310 amino acids. The transcript has a single exon. Gene Ontology annotation, molecular function: DNA-binding transcription factor activity, RNA polymerase II-specific; RNA polymerase II cis-regulatory region sequence-specific DNA binding. Gene Ontology annotation, cellular component: PcG protein complex; chromatin; transcription regulator complex. Gene Ontology annotation, biological process: regulation of transcription by RNA polymerase II.
UUGCUGAAGACAGCUUACUCAGAUCACUACUGCCUGGAGGUGGUUGAUAUAUCCUGGUGUAAACCUUCAAGAAGGGCACAGGCAGGAAAACAUGAACCAGCAACUGAAGAAACGGGCAAAGACGAGACACCAGAAAGGCCUGGGUGGAAGAACCCCCAGUGGGGCUAAGCCCAGGCAAGGCAAGACAAGCCAAGACCUGCAGGCGGAAAUAGAACCUGUCAGCGCGGUGUGGGCCUUAUGUGAUGGCUAUGUGUGCUAUGAGCCUGGCCCUCAGGCUCUCGGAGGGGAUGAUUUCUCAGACUGUUACAUAGAAUGCGUCAUAAGGGGUGAGUUUUCUCAACCCAUCCUGGAAGAGGACUCACUUUUUGAGUCUUUGGAAUACCUAAAGAAAGGAUCAGAACAACAGCUUUCUCAAAAGGUUCUCGAAGGAAGCUCCCUUGAAUGUUCUUUGGAAUACAUGAAAAAAGGGGUAAAGAAAGAGCUUCCACAAAAGAUAGUUGGAGAGAAUUCGCUUGAGUAUUCUGAGUACAUGACAGGCAAGAAGCUUCCGCCUGGAGGAAUACCUGGCAUUGACCUAUCAGAUCCUAAACAGCUCGCAGAAUUUGCUAGAAAGAAGCCCCCCAUAAAUAAAGAAUAUGACAGUCUGAGCGCAAUCGCUUGUCCUCAGAGUGGAUGCACUAGGAAGUUGAGGAAUAGAGCUGCCCUGAGAAAGCAUCUCCUCAUUCAUGGUCCCCGAGACCACGUCUGUGCGGAAUGUGGGAAAGCGUUCGUUGAGAGCUCAAAACUGAAAAGACAUUUCCUGGUUCAUACUGGAGAGAAGCCGUUUCAGUGCACUUUUGAAGGGUGCGGAAAGCGCUUCUCUCUGGACUUUAAUUUGCGUACGCACGUGCGCAUCCACACGGGGGAGAAACGUUUCGUGUGUCCCUUUCAAGGCUGCAACAGGAGGUUUAUUCAGUCAAAUAACCUGAAAGCCCACAUCCUAACGCAUGCAAAUACGAACAAGAAUGAACAAGAGGGAAAGUAGUCCUCCAACAGGAUGAAGCAGAUUAACAGAAGAGUGAUCAGUGACAAACAUGCCUCCUUGAUUAUUGUUUCUAGGAAGGAAUUUUU